AUGGCUUACUUCACCUCCCUCUGGAAAGCGAGAAUAAUAGAGAAAUGCAAAACGGAAUACGAAAACGAAAAACUCAACUCAAUUCUCGCGUCGAACACUGAGAUUCCCCGUACAAGUAUUUUGCAGAAAUGGCGUAUUUACAGGCGCGACACAAAAACCCGCGUGACUGGAAAACUAAGGAAAUGGUUCCCGGAUGGUUCCUACGUAUCCAAUAUGUAUUUGUACUUGAAAACUGACCAGACGUUCCCUAAUUUCGUUUUGAAAAGCGUCGUCGGCUUCCUCGGUGGCAUUGUGCUUACGUAUCUCUGCUUUAUGUUCUUUGUGUUCCAAUUGUCGAUAUCGCUCAUCCACGCCACUAUUAUGAGUUCCGUUAUUGGCGUUCUACUCACACUAGGACUCGCCUUCAGUUAUAGAAUCAGAUGUCUAGUAUUCCUACUGAUCCCGCAGCUGUUCUCCCGAGUGGGUCGUUACACAAUCACCUGCUACGCCCUGGUGCUGAUACUGACAGGACCUGCCACCAACACCUUCAAGAAUUCUGAAGUGCUCUCAGAAUCUAUGGCCUGUAGUCAGGAACAAAUAAAAGGUAGCGUCAGAGAAAUAAACGAGUCGAUAAAAAAACCUUUCAACGCAAUGAAGGACACUAUAACGCUAAUGGUCGGCACUAUCAAACGCCUCGCCUGCGCUGUGGACGGGAUUAUCUCUAGGAUAGAUGUAUUGGCUACUACUAUUUCUGACGUAAUCCAAUCAUCAUUGUCCUGGUUGAACUCAGUUGGUGACAUUUGCAACAACAAAUUUGGACUACCCUACGAUUAUUGUAUGAAAGCUGUGAACCGUGGUGUAUUGAACUGCAAAAACACCUUCAAAGGCGACUUCGGAAGGCUUUGCAAUGCUUCCGCUGCGAAAGCUGCAUGUUUGUCUGUCAAACCGUAUCGCUCUGUUUGCUUUAUAGCUGAUUAUUCUACUAUGUCAUUUGCUGCGACAAUGAAGAGAAAGAUAAGAUUAUUCACCGAUCGAAUCAACAAAGUGUUUUCCGUUAACGUUAAUAUUAAACACACUUAUACAUUUACCAACAACGCGAGUGACUCGGCUAGCCAAAUAGCUGCUGGUAUAGUCACUGAGAUCAGAACUCGAGCUGAUCCACUGCUCACCUGGUUAUCUUGGAGUUCUUGUGUCACCAGCUUGUUUCUGUUGCUCAUCAUAUUCAGAGCCAAAUAUUAUCAGCACAUGUUCGAAACAAGAUCGAGAUUCGACAAUCUCUACGUGACUAAAGAGUUGUGCGAGUUAGAUCUAAAGAGGUACCUCGAGGGACGUGUGACCAUACUGCCGUUGAAUAAGAGGGAACAAGCGAAAUAUAUCAAUGUAACUUCAUUUCGUUUGGUAACGACGGAAAAGCGUUACCUAACUCGUGCUGUGGUUUUCAUGACCAUAACAACGUUUAAACUUCUGAUACAUAUCGUUGCUGACUACAGCUUGUACUGGGUUCUGACCACCAUACGCUAUCAUGGGCGUUUCCAAACUGUAUUACCACACGGCCCAUAUAGUGCUGGUGUCCACAUAUCGGGGCAAGGGACUGUGGCAGAUCUUAUACGAUCUAUAUUCAAUGCGUUAACCAUUCCCCUGGUGCAGACAAUACCAUCGCCUAUCACGUGUCUUCCUAAUCCUUAUCCACCUGAUUUGCAGCGAUACACUCAAAUUGCUGUACUAAUAAUGCUCCUGUGGUUCUUUGCGCUAUUCGAACCCUACGGUCUGCGUCUUCGACACGUCAUCAUGGGUCACUACCGACCCGAGCGCGCAAAAGCACGGGCUGUGUGGCUUUACAAUCAUAUAUUGCGUACUAGAGGCAGUUUUAUGAAAUUGGCGCGCAGAAAACUGCACCGUGAAUACAAAUACUCAAAUCAGGAACACCUCACGUUUCGACAUUGGAUAAAUUCACUUUUACCUUGUAACACAAGGAAUUGUCCCGGAGUGUAUUGUGCAAGGUGCUAUUGCGAUAUUGGUCAUUUGUGCACCAUUUGUAUGUCACCCACAGACUAUGGGGACUUGAGUGAUGUCAGCCUAGAAACAUGGGUGAAGGUCAUUUCUAAUUCGGAUGUUCUACUAGCUGACAUUGACAAUGAUGAGUUAAAAAACCACUAA
Molecule: messenger RNA, 2136 nt
Organism: Bicyclus anynana (squinting bush brown)
Lineage: Eukaryota; Metazoa; Arthropoda; Insecta; Lepidoptera; Nymphalidae
Product: DC-STAMP domain-containing protein 2-like
Exons: 12
Coding region: 1-2136 (711 amino acids)
Cellular component (GO): membrane
Source: RefSeq, a predicted model, not a curated record